AUGUUAUUAAAUAUUAUUCAAGUGAACAAUAUUGAGCUGUAUUUAAUGAUACGACUUAUUCAACGUUUACUUAAAUAUACAUCAAUAAAACAUAUUGAUUAUCAAUUAUUAAUUGAUUCAUUGGGUACAUUACGUGAAAUAGCAAAAAAAAAAUUAAAUGAACAAAGUAGAAAAACGGAAAAACAUUUAUCAAUGUUUAAUAUUGUUCAUAUUAUUGAUACUUGUCGUUAA
Rotaria sordida is the source of this 231-nucleotide messenger RNA. The record is from the annotation of a GenBank genome assembly. Lineage: Eukaryota; Metazoa; Rotifera; Eurotatoria; Philodinida; Philodinidae.